AUGGAAGAGCAAUUAUCUUCAACUGUUUCAACCGAAGACGACGUUGUAAUAGAAAGUAUAAGUUCAUCAAACUCCCCAAAAGAACCACCAGUUUCGGAAGAAAGUCAAAGUUUUGUCACUUUAAAGAAUAAAAUUGAAGAUACUCUUAAAGAUUUUAAACUUCAAGAGGCAGCACCAAUUUCUGUCGUUUCUUUCAUUGGUUUUUCUCAGUCUGAAACUACUUCGAAACUUCAUUUAAUUGCAAACGCUAUAGUAGAAAAGAAUGUAUUUGGUCAGAUACCUAAUGAAAAAAUUAAUUAUAAUCGACCGAAAGGAGCAAUUUUGUUGAUAUCAAAUGGGAAUAAUUGCGGACUAUGGAUGUAUUGUGAUGCAUCGAAGAAUAUCGUGUAUUUACUUAUCGAUUCGGUUAAUGAAAGUGAAACCAUGUUGCAACUUUGGGAAAAUUCUCGGUUAACAAUUGAAACUGAGCAAGAUUUUCAAAAUUGGAUAUGGAAACACGAACACGUUUAUUUACGAAUGCUCGUAUUUAUGUUUAUGCUAUCUCACGUAGUAAUGUUCACGCAACCAAUAUCUAAAUUAGAUGGAAAUAUGGUCUCACUUCUCAAGACAAUACAUUCCGUUAAAAGGCAUAUUUUACCUCAUGCAACGAAUUUUUUGAAUUUGUGCUGGCAGAGUUUCGAAAUACCAUCCCCUUAUGGGUCAUAUUCUAAUGGUGUAUACGGUGGAAGAGGGUGGACGGCGCAGGGUGGAGUGACAGCACCUGGACGUUGCGUUCCCUUUCUUCUUUUCUUAUUUCAAGAGGUGCAAUUGUCUGUUUCUUCAACUGAUGGACACAAAUCAGAUUCUAUUCAUGAUAAGGCAUCUUCAGGUAGUAUUAAAAGGAUCAAAGAAUCCUUGCAGGCCCGUAUUCGCUUCUUAUUUCGUGCAUGUCAUCUUAUGCAAACUGGUGAUAUCCAUGCAUCAUUCGACGGCCGUCAACUAUUUACUCUUCCUCCUCCUUCCAAUCAGUUUUUUGUGCAUCUAAUUACACGUGGUUCUACGGGCAAUUUAUUAUCAUCUGAUUCAAUUACUCCUUUAAUUUCUAAGGCUAAAAUUUCACAAGAGAGCAAGAUUGAGAAUGCUAUUGAUGAUUUACUUAAAAAAAGAAAAUUAGAAUCUAGAGGUGCUGAACAUUUUGAAAUUAAAUUGUUGAGAGAAUUUGCACAUAAUUGGGUGAAAUGGACCGUUAAUGGAUACUCGAGAAAUUUCGUUAAACGUGGGAUGCCACCAAGCGAGCUUCCUAAUGUCAAUCAAUGGAUGUCUGGAUGUAUAGCAUUACAAGAGUUAUUAUUUGGACAACUUGGGAAAGAAAUUUUAGAUCGAAAAGAACGAAAAAGUUUUAGUGCUGUUGAUGAUAUCCUUCAGAGACGUUUGAAAGACUGUUUACAAGUGGAUAAUCGAUUUUCAGCGGGUCAUUGUACUCAAGCUCUGAGAAAGGCGAUUGAUAGCUAUAUGUUAGAAUCCCCUGCUUAUUACAAUAAGCAAUAUCAUGAAAUGAAGCUAGAUCACGCCAUUCGGUUUUUCAUGUCUACUACUCGUGGACCAUGCGUUCAGGAUUAUGUUCAAAAACUAAGAAAUGAAUGUCAAACCAUUUGGGAAAACGGAAGACAAAAAAGUGAAAAGGAGGUAUAUAGAAGCCAUGAUUAUGUACCUGGAACUAUGAAACAGAAAAUAAUGCCAAGAUGA
Funneliformis mosseae is the source of this 1725-nucleotide messenger RNA. NCBI's taxonomy places the organism in Eukaryota, Fungi, Glomeromycota, Glomeromycetes, Glomerales, Glomeraceae. The record is from the annotation of a GenBank genome assembly.